Fulvia fulva is the source of this 1521-nucleotide messenger RNA. RefSeq lists its product as uncharacterized. NCBI's taxonomy places the organism in Eukaryota, Fungi, Ascomycota, Dothideomycetes, Mycosphaerellales, Mycosphaerellaceae. The record is from RefSeq and is a predicted model, not a curated record. The transcript has 3 exons. The coding region runs from base 1 to 1521 and encodes 506 amino acids.
AUGGGGACGUAUCAUAUGCCACCUUUGCCGCCGAGAGCUGGCCGCUCAGGCCCAGGAUGCACGUAUGCCGAUCAAGUGGCACAGUGGCGGCUACGUUCGGUCUUUCUCGAGACACCCUUCUUUCUUCCAACAACGACAACAACGCUGAGUCGGCAGACUGAACCUUCACAGAUCAAGCAUGCGGAAAAUGCCGGACAGCAGCAGAGGGUGAAUGCUGAAGCUUCGACGCAACGGAGACAAAAUGCCGAACGCGCUGCGCAAAAUCCCCAUUCAUUGGCCAUUGACACCGCAACGAUUCAACGCCGCCGGGACAUCGCUGCACGACUCCAAGCCUUCUACCAGCCCCUCACCGGCUUGCACCUACCUGCAGAAGCCCUCAAGGUUCCUCCCAAGGAAGGCUGGGACUUUGUCAACGCCGAGCGGCUCGCAUUCCUAUGCAAAUCGGAUGCUGUGAUCGAUCUCUACAAACGUAUUCGAUACAUCGACCACGACCAGGGCGACGGCUAUCAGAUCGAUUACUACGAGCACAUAGAUGGAGAACCCAAUUGGGACAGACUGAACGCGCCAGAACACAUCGCGGUCAUAGUCGAGCCCACUUGUUUGACGGGCAAAUACAUCCUCGUCGAUAUGCGGGAUGGCAAAGUCGCUGUCGUACGCCCCCGGGACGCCCAGGCUCCCACGAGCAUUGAUACCCGCCUCGCCGUCGCAGACUUGGACGAUCCCGCAUCCCGAAUCGCCGACCGAGAGGCAAAGACUCGAAUGUACGAGCAAGCUGAGCAUGCCGCUCAGAGUCCACGUCCGCUGGCUGUGGACACUGCCACUAUUCUGCGUCGAAAGGUUGUAGCUGCAGAGCUUCUGUCCUUGUACGAGAUUCUUGUCGAACUCUACAUACCUCCCGAUACUCUGAAACGUCCGCCAAAAGAGAGCGGCUGGGACUUUGUCAAUGCCGAACGUUUCAAAUUCCUAGGCAAGACCGACGCAGUCAUUGAUCUGUACAAGCACAUCCCAUACAUCAUGUACCAUCGGGCAGAGUACCAGACUAGCUAUCACAGCCACUGCUAUGGCUGGACUGGAGAGCACUUCAAGAGGGGACACCUUCGUGGACAAUCGAAAGAUGCCAUGGAGCCCGAACAGUAUUUCGAAUCUAUGAGGGGAAAGAUUACAUGGGAAAGGAUGCACGACCUGCAGCACAUCGCGCUUCUCUUCGAGGCAUCGAGCAACUUUGGGCGCUAUGUCGUGCUCGACACACGAGGAUGCCAUGACUCCGUGAGCGUGCACGAGUAUGAGGAUAUCUCGGGCUUCGUCAAUGAGCUCAGACGAUGGUCCCUGGAGCUUGAACUCAUUCCGUCGCACCCGAGCGAUGUGGUCCGGGAUUUUGAGAGGCACUGGAACGUUGAGGUAAACAAUAAAGUCAAGGAAGCAUAUCGAAGGCACGGAUGCCCUUCUGCUGGGUUCCAGAAGGAGACUUGUGCGCAGGAGAUCGGAUACAUACUUGAGGCCAACGGUUGUGGAGCGACAUGA